AAAACCGGUGGCGCUGAGUAAGGGAGGCGAUCUGCGGACCUGGAGAGAGGCGAUCGGAACCAAUUCAACGUGUAGAAGGUCUCCUUUUGUAAAAGCAGGAGGAAAAAGCCGCAGCAUGCAGAGUGGGUCAGUCAUGAGUCUCAGCCUGCCCACCCAGUGUCUUUGCCUGGCUUUCCUGCUCCUCCAUCUCCUGGGACAGGUCUCUGCCACACAGCGCUGCCCCAACCCAUGCCCAGUCCGGUGCCCCGAGACGCCGCCGACGUGCGCCCCGGGGGUGAGAGCGGUGCUGGACGACUGUUCGUGCUGUCUGGUGUGUGCCCGCCAGCGGGGCGACAGCUGCUCGGAGAUGGAGCCUUGUGAGGAGAGCCGCGGCCUCUUCUGCGACCGCAGAGCGGACCCCAGCGCCCAAACUGGAAUCUGCAUGGCGAUAGAGGGAGAUAACUGUGUGUUCGAUGGGGUCAUUUACCAAAGCGGAGAGACCUUUCAGCCCAGCUGCAAGUACCAGUGCACCUGCCAAGAUGGACAGAUUGGCUGUGUGCCUCGCUGUGACGAGGACCUGCUUCUCCCCCAACCUGACUGCCCGGUUCCAAGAAAAGUUGAAGUGCCCGGGGAGUGCUGUGAAAAGUGGAUCUGUGACGCAAAUGACACAGAAGCAUUAGGGGACCUGCAUGCCCUUCCAGCCUACAGGACAGAAACCACUCUAGGAGUCGCAGUCUCUGACUCAGGUGUCAACUGCAUUGAACAGACCACAGAGUGGAGCGCGUGUUCCAAGAGCUGCGGCAUGGGCUUCUCCACUCAGGUCACCAACAGGAAUCCCCAGUGUGAGAUGGUGAAGCGGAGCCGGCUCUGCAUGGUGCGGCCCUGCGAACAAGAGCCCAGGCAACCGGCAGAUAAGAAAGGAAAGAAGUGUCUCCGCACCACGAAGUCCCUUGAAGCCAUCCACCUGCAGUUCAAGAACUGCACGAGCCUGCAUACCUACAAGCCCAGGUACUGCGGAGUCUGCAGUGAUGGCCGCUGCUGCACCCCUCACAACACCAAAACCAUCCAGGUGGAGUUCCAGUGCACCCCAGGGCACAUCAUCAAGAAGCCCGUGAUGGUCAUCGGGACCUGCACCUGUCACAACAACUGUCCUCACAACAAUGAGGCGUUCCUGCAAGAGUUAAAGCCGAACGCCAGCCGAGGGAAAAUCUAACCUGGGUCCCUGGAGAAGGACGCACACCUAUGAGGCAAACCAUAGCUACUGGGUGAGCCAUCAUCCAAAGUACAUGAGAAAAAUGACAAGAAUCGUGACUUCAGCCCUGAGUCCUAUGUGUUUUCUGUGGUCCUAUGAGGUCAGUUACAGAUGUCUUACUUUUAAAUGAAAGAUAUGAUUAACUGUAAACUUGGAAUCAAGGUAAGCUCAGGAUGGUGCUUAGGGAUGAUUUGCUGUUCUAUAUGUUUACUGCAGAUGAAAAUUUCUAUCAAUUGAGGAAAUCAGAUAUAUAUUUGACUGUAGGGACUGCGUCACAGUACCCUUCCCCGAUUUUGUUAGGUGUCAGUGCAAUUUCGAGAGAAUGUCACUAUAACAAAGGACACAGAGAAGGUGAGGAUCAUAGAGAUCAUGUCAUCAUACAAAUAUUUUGCCACCUAUGGAGGUUUGACUUGAGGGCACUCUGUUGAGCUCUUUUGGAGAAACUCAACCCUGAACUUCCAAGUCCAAGCUCCAAGGAAACAUAGAGCUCUUCAACUUGAAACCCAGAGUCUGUUAGGUUGUUUUUUGUUGUUUAGUUGUAUCCUAGGAAAAGAACUCUAUCCAUGGUAGUACAAUGUCACAGUGAAUUGAGUGGACUAGUGUGGUACACUGGCUUCACUUCAGACAAAUCGACUCCUUUCCGAUAGAAAGCAGCGGAAUGCAAAACCCCGGGUCGUGCAGAGAUGAGUAGGACGGCCCCCCCGCAGGUCUGUACAUGCCGCUGGCUGCGAGCUCGGGAGGGUUUAACUCGGCAGAGGCAGUGCGUGCGGCAGGCAUCCUCCCCGAUCCUGGGUGAGUGAAUGGAGGCCCGAUGCACCCGGUUACAACCUGUGAUGCUUUUUCAAUGUGCUUGUAGUGACAUUUCUCAAACUAAGACAAGACCGACCUAAGUGGGAGGGCAUAAUAACACAAAUUUUAUGGGAGUUCAGAAUGUAUGAUAGACCUGCCCAUAACUUACCCUUGGGCGCUAGUUAUGCAAACUCACAACAAGACGUGUGGAUACACACGCGAAUCUAAUUUGUCAGGCUAUGAAACCGGCUGCAGACUUAAAUGUAUUACACAUUCUCCUAAUGUCACCAUAUGUGUUCAACUUUCCUCCUUUAAAGUAUUUAUAGAAAUAUAAAUUAUGCGUUUUUAAAUAUUCUUUUUACUUUCUCUACUUGUCA
This is a messenger RNA of Artibeus jamaicensis (Jamaican fruit-eating bat), 2397 nucleotides long. It is a transcript of the gene CCN3, whose product is annotated as cellular communication network factor 3. Gene Ontology annotation, molecular function: heparin binding; integrin binding. The transcript has 5 exons. The coding region runs from base 116 to 1192 and encodes 358 amino acids. Gene Ontology annotation, cellular component: extracellular matrix; extracellular region. Gene Ontology annotation, biological process: cell adhesion; signal transduction. The record is from RefSeq and is a predicted model, not a curated record. NCBI's taxonomy places the organism in Eukaryota, Metazoa, Chordata, Mammalia, Chiroptera, Phyllostomidae.